AUGCGGCAGGGAGGCUGCGUGGAGGCGGGCCGACGCAGAGGUCAGUGCGAGUUACCCACAACGCGCGGCCCUGACACGGUGACCAUAUUCCCGGCCUGGCGAAACACAAAGGAGCAUAGAAACUCGUUUUGUUUUGACGUCAUAUGGCGUAUCCAGCAGACCAUGCUGUCGCAUUUACUUUGGGAGUUCAACGAAACAAAACUUCGAAGCACGGAA
Messenger RNA from Iphiclides podalirius (scarce swallowtail), 216 nucleotides. Lineage: Eukaryota; Metazoa; Arthropoda; Insecta; Lepidoptera; Papilionidae. The record is from the annotation of a GenBank genome assembly.